This is a messenger RNA of Aspergillus puulaauensis, 483 nucleotides long. Its product is annotated as PaaI family thioesterase. The transcript has a single exon. Gene Ontology annotation, molecular function: fatty acyl-CoA hydrolase activity. The record is from RefSeq and is a predicted model, not a curated record. Lineage: Eukaryota; Fungi; Ascomycota; Eurotiomycetes; Eurotiales; Aspergillaceae. Bases 1 to 483 code for a protein of 160 amino acids.
AUGUCCAUAGUCAUGGCGGAAGAUACCUUGGCUGAAUCAAAUGGGGCCAGAACACCGUUACAACAGGUUCUUAAUGUUUGGAAUCGCAUUCAGGUUAACAGCCCUAUUUACAACUUUCUGCUUAGUGAUGUGGACAUAUAUUUCGCCGAAGAAGGCUCCUUCUCUGCGAGGCUUCAGGUCAGCGCUAAACAUCUGAACUCCAAAGGCGGCUUACAUGGUGUAUUUUCUGCUUGUGUCACAGAUUGGGCGGGCGGUUUGGCAAUCGCUUCGUGUGGAUUGCAGUCAACUGGAGUGAGCACCAAUAUCAACAUCAACUAUCUUUCUACCGCAUGUGAAGGCGACUGGUUAGAUAUCAGAGGCUAUGCCAAUAAAGUUGGCAGGUCUCUUGCCUUUACUACCAUAACUAUCUCAAAAAGCACCAGCCCUGGCAGUACCACCCUAGUGGCUCAGGGGUCCCAUACAAAAUACAUCAAAGCACGAUAA